UCUCUCGCGCGCUCUAAACCACGGCGCGCGCCUUCGGAGAACUCUGUUGGAUCUGACGCCGUCCCGCCGACUAUCAGUGACAUUAUUAGAAGACAUGCAUUACCAGCACAUGGAGGGACCGUUGCUGCCGGUUGCUGUGCUGGAACAUUGGAGAGGAAUCAUGAUGUGCUGAGUCAACAAGAAAUAGGUCAGGGAUGUUGGAAGAGGUCGGUCAUGUGGUGAAGGAGAAAACAGAGGCACGGACAUCGGAAUGCCACAGGCUGUCUCACUGCUGCCCUUCCUGCUGGCGCUCAUGGGAUAUGCUUUUGCAGGGCUCAAUAUCUGGCCCUCCUUCCAUGUUGCGCUUAGCAACGCCAGUGUAUUUGUGGACUUCAGCACAAAAUCCAACAGCAGCACGAUCCGCAACUCAAGCCUCUCUCUGGUCAACACGGAAACCAACACCACCCUUCAGACCAGGACUCUCCCCUACAACCAAUCGGCCGGUAGGGUGGAGUUCAACUGUUCGUGCUUCCUGUAUUCAGGAACUUUCCGGUUUCUGCUGAGGCAGACCAUCAUCUCAGCUGUUUCUCGUGCUAAUGGCACAGCUGACGACAGUAGCACGGAGAGCACAACCUGGUGGUGGAGUUCAGAACUGCAGGUGCAGUGGCCCACCUUUCACAUCGCCGUGGAGAGGGCCGGAAACCACUCGGGAUCUUUUCAGGUUGGGAUAACCACUAAUGAACACUUCCAGGCAUGCUCCAGCGGCAUUGACUCGGCUCUCUUCCUAGAAGUCAGCUACAUGGAGUACAACCAGAUAGGACGAAUCAGCAUCGACAAGGUUCAAGCCCGCACACGACUCCCAAUCAAACCCCUCCGCUCCCAGAGUGUUGAGCUGUCCUGCGCCUUCCCCUUCACAGAAAGAGACUUCAUACGAGUGGCUCUACGGUCUCCUCACGCAGCACAGGAUGUGAAAAGCUCUGGACCUCUCUACCUGUCCCGUAUCUUCUCCUAUAAGCUGCUGGUGGAAAACACCAAUGCGUACCGGAGUGGAUGCGAAGGGACGGUGACUAUUAAACUGAUAACCCCACCUUGUGCUCACAUCAAUGGGAAAGUACUGCUGUAUAAGGAUGCAGGUGUUGGAAGAGGGGUUGCUGUCUCCUCUGGGAUGGAAGCAGCUGGAACAGCACUGAUGGGGUUUGGACCAGAGGAGCCCUCUUCACCUCUGUUGGCCUUUAACUGGCUGACUCAGGGGGAGAAUGAGACAGAAUUCAACUGUUCUGUGUUUAACCCCGGAAGGAAUAAGUACUGCUUUCGCUUUGUUUUCAACUUCAGUCGUUCCCCUAGUCCGGCACAGACCUGUUUGGUGGUUCACAGGAGUGCAGAGUCAUGGGGCCCGUGGCUGCAGUGGAGUCUGUGCAGUGUGAGCUGUGGAGAGGGGGUGAGGGAGCGAGUGCGUGAGUGUUUGCUGCCCUCAGGUGUGGGAGGGAUGCAGUGCACUGGCAUGGUGAAGGAACAGUCCCUGUGCUCGCUGGAGGACUGUGUCGUGUUGCCUGCUCCUUCUCCGUCCCUCCCCUCUGUGGCUGUCGGAGUUGCACCCCUAGGUGGUAACAUGGUCGUGGUGGUUGGUAUCUCUCUUUGCUUGGCUGUGAUUCUGGCUACCAUCGUGGUGACUUUGUGGAGAAAACUUUGCAAGACCCCUCAGUGCAACUCUGUCCGCACAGGCUCCAUGCAUUCCCCAGGAGGACGCAAGCUCUCCGAUGAGGCGUCCAUUUGUGGCUACAGCCUCCAAAGACCCAGCCUGUCUGACGGCCACGGCCCACCAGGGGGCGUGGGUGUUGCCCAGAAAGAGAGGCCUUCCUUGGGCAGUCAGCCUCUCUCACAGACCCUGGUGAUACCUCUCUCACAGGAUCCAGACAGGCUGUCCCCCACAUGUCAGAAAAUGUUGCCUCCAAUAUUUGGAUACCGAUUGGCUCAGCAGCAGUUGAAAGAAAUGAAGAAGAAGGGGUUAAAGGAGGCCACACUGCUGUAUCAUGUGUCUUCAAGCCCAGUCAAUGACACCGUGGUAGAGACAUCUGCCUCACCCACAAACUCCCUCAUUGCUACAUUAACUGGAUUAGCUCAUCCCACACUCCCUUUGGGCCUCCAGGAAGACGCUAACCGCAAUCACUUUUGCAUUGCAGCAACCUUUUCUGAGCCGCUAUCGCAGACUUCCAAGGUCACCCCGGACAGUCUGAGUCCCAGAGCGGAGCUGGUCUUAGGUCCUUCUGUCUCGGCUCAUGCAAGUGGGGGCAGCUCGAAAUGGCGUGACCGCACAGCUGACUGGGUGGAGAUGGUAGAGAGGAGUGGGUUUGCAGGUUUCAGAGGAGGAGGAGGAGGAGGAGAAGAUGCAGGGAUGGGAAACUCCUAUCAUAAGAAUCCAAAUUUCCACCGGACCUCCAGUUUUAAUGACACCAAACCCCAACCUCUAUCCUCUGUACACUCCAGACAGUUCAGAGAAAGGAGCAUGACCCAGGUGGGAUCUCGGACCCUUCCUGAAGGAAGUUGUUGGAAUAAAGGAGGACGGGAUAGGCAGCCAUACAACUCUUACCCCAUUCCAGAGCACGGGGUCCCAGACUGGGCUAAAUCCAGACCCCAGAGAAAUGACCAGAGGAUGCCCUGGAUAGAGACAGCUGUUCUUUCUCACAACAAUGAACUUAAACACACAGGAACCAACACAAACAGCCUUUUAGCAUCUGAGAAACAUGUUAAAGCAGAACUCAGUGGCACUGGGGAAAGGCAAAGGAGUGGCGAGACAGGAGGUGUAGUGGGAAUCUCAGGGAUCGGGGGUCCAGCCACAGGGCCUCUCAGCCUGAGUGUGGAUCGAGCAGAGCGUGCUGAGCUGAACUGGAACCGUCGCGGCCCAUCGCCUAUCCAGAGGAACAUCCUGGCCCGGAAAUUAAAGGAGGCUCAGUCGUGCUCUGGGGUCAAGGGGCGGCAGCGCAGCUCCACCUUUAGUGUGUCGCCCUCAGAGCAGAGGACAGGUCGCUGCCGCUCUCUGCCGAUGUCUGGAGGUUACAGCAGCAGCGGCGGCGGCUCGCCCUACAGGCUUAGUGAGUCAGAGCAGAGGAUGUUGGACCUGGAUCUGUCCUCAGCAUAUGUAGGGGAAGAGGAGUAGAGGUUUGGACUAUUUCCAUCACCUUCAGCAUUUACUCCUAACCUUGAUCCUCUCUGCUAUAUCUGUGAUCCUUACACAGAGACACACAGCAGUGACGAUUGUUUUGUAUGUUAGACAUUUAGGAAUUUAUCUAUGAGAGGAGAUCAACACAUGCCAUUGAUAUUUAAGUUUAUGUUUGAAAAAUAUGUUUUUCUAUUGUAUUUUCAAUUGGAAUUGUUUUAAUGUCAACUUUUGAUAUGCAUUGUAUUUGUAUUGUAUAUGCAUUGUAAAAUAUUUGUGCCUUCAGAAUGUCUGUAGGUUACUUUGUAUACCAUCUACUGGUACAGUAUUUACUAUAAUAAGACAUAUUGAACAUGACAUUGUACCUAUGUCUGUAUGCACUGUUAAACACAAGCCCUGUAAAUGACAGUAUUCAAAAGACUACAGAUGACAGGCUCCUGUUCUACACUGCUGAAUGUGCUGUGAUGUGUUUUUUGCAAAAAUGCACAAGGAAGAACAACUGUAUGCAGUUAUGUUACAGGCAAAUAUAAACAUCAUUGAGGCAUUAUGGCUGAGAUGCUGAUUGUUUUAUUGUUUGAGUAAUAUCAUACACUUCAUAGAAAGCAUUGCUUACUGGAAAAUAAAAGAUAAUCAUCAAAUGAUGAAGCAAAGGCAGAAAUUCAAAUACAAAGAAUUUUAAACAGUCCUUGCCCUCAUUUUUUCAUUCUGAGUCACGAGGGAAUAUGAAGCGUGAUGUUCUUAAAUUUCCCCUGCUCCACUGCCCAUGACGUCCAAGAAAACCAGAGGCCGCACCUUCAUGGUGGUGUGUCUGAGAGAAUACCAAAGGCCUUUCCAGCUCCCCCACACCACACCAUUGUCAUGCUGGCCCUUGUACUCCCCUGUGCGGUAGAACUUCCCAUUUAGGUUGGCUGCAUGACAUCUGUAGAUGGAAGGUUAACACACAAUGUCAAGGAUGUUACAUUUUCUAAAAGACAAAUUGAAGCCAUUUGCAUUGUUUUGUAAUAAAUUGUAAAGAACUGUG
Cottoperca gobio is the source of this 4154-nucleotide messenger RNA. RefSeq names its product thrombospondin, type I, domain containing 1 (gene thsd1). The record is from RefSeq and is a predicted model, not a curated record. Lineage: Eukaryota; Metazoa; Chordata; Actinopteri; Perciformes; Bovichtidae. Gene Ontology annotation, cellular component: cell periphery.